Messenger RNA from Anisakis simplex (herring worm), 273 nucleotides. The record is from the annotation of a GenBank genome assembly. Lineage: Eukaryota; Metazoa; Nematoda; Chromadorea; Rhabditida; Anisakidae.
AUGUGGAUGAUGGAGAGCGCAAGUCGAAGAAGAAAGCGAAUAGUGCCGAUUGCAUUGGGUCGUUCAAGACGGCAUGUGGCGAAGGUGGAUUAUAAAUUCGGAGAUUAUGACAAUCUGAUUCAGGAGGCAAUGGAGAGUAUUGACGAAACUUCAACAAAACAAAAAGUCACGAAAGAUUCGUGCCGUCCACAAGGUGGUUUGGGUGUUGGAAAGGAUAUGGCCAAUAUAAUAAAUGCGGAGAAUCAACGAAAAUCAAGUAUGGAUAGUUCGACA